Solanum tuberosum (potato) is the source of this 1229-nucleotide messenger RNA. RefSeq names its product mitochondrial outer membrane protein porin 4. The record is from RefSeq and is a predicted model, not a curated record. Lineage: Eukaryota; Viridiplantae; Streptophyta; Magnoliopsida; Solanales; Solanaceae. Gene Ontology annotation, molecular function: voltage-gated monoatomic anion channel activity. The transcript has 7 exons. Bases 122 to 952 code for a protein of 276 amino acids. Gene Ontology annotation, cellular component: mitochondrial outer membrane. Gene Ontology annotation, biological process: monoatomic anion transmembrane transport.
UAAGAGGUUUAAGCUAAGGUUCAGUCAUUUUCUUCUGCGCACCCCAAAUCUCGACGGCGAUUUCUGGGUCUCUGUCGAGAAUAAAAAAGUAUUGAUCAGGGUGAUUUCAUUUGAAGAAGAGAUGGAGCAGAGCCCGGCACCAUUUUCCGAAAUCGGCAGGCGGGCAAGAGAUCUACUGACCAAAGACUACAAUUAUGAUCAGAAGUUCACCUUCUCUAUUCCGAGCUCCAGUGGGGUGGGAAUAACAGCUACUGGUGUGAAGAAAGAUCAAAUUUUUAUUGGUGAUAUAAGUACUCAAUAUAAGCUCGGAAGUACAGUUGUCGAUAUCAAAGUUGAUACCUAUUCCAAUGUCUCAACAAAAGUUACACUGGUUGACGUUUUCCGAUCCACAAAAGUGUCCUUGGGCUUCAACAUACCUGAUCACAAGUCUGGCAAGCUCGAUGUUCAGUACCUUCAUCAGCAUGCUGCCAUCAAUUCCAGUAUUGGCUUAAAUCCCUCCCCUCUCUUGGAGCUCUCGGCUGCUAUUGGCAGCAAGGAUUUAGCCCUUGGUGGUGAAAUAGGAUUUAAUACUGCUUCAUCUUCUUUUACCAAGUGCAAUGCUGGGAUUAGUUUUAACAAACCGGAUUUUUCUGCUGCACUUAUGUUAACGGAUAGGGGACAAGCUGUGAAGGCAUCAUAUGUACACUCGGUAGAUCCAGCAAAUGGAACUGAAGUCGGUGCAGAGAUGAUACACAGAUUAUCUACCUACGAGAACAGCUUCAGCAUCGGGAGUGCUCACAAAGUUGACCCAUUAACAUCAUUGAAAACUAGAUUUUCUGACAAUGGGAAAGUUGCAAUGCUUUGCCAGCGGGAAUGGAGGCCAAAGUCACUUAUUACUUUCUCAGCCGAGUAUGACACGAAGGCAAAUAAUUCAGUACCCAAGUUGGGUCUUGCCCUUGCUUUGAAGCCAUAAAACCUGCACUCUCUCUAAUUCAACCAGUUUUACUUUGGUAGCUUGACUUUGUUAAAAUUCUUUCAGAAGGCCUCAAGUGUUGCCCUUUACAUCUUACAUCAUUUUUUUUGUUUGUUAAGAUUCAUAUAAUGAUGAUAAAUUUGAAAGAAUAUGUUGUUACAGUAGCAUUGUUGCAUAAGCCUUUUCAAGGUUUACUGACUUUCUAUUACCUUGAAACUAUUGAUACCAUGUAUUUUUUGGAGAAUGAAAUAUUUCUGAUGCUUCGCGUUUUUCGCAA